Candidozyma haemuli is the source of this 4974-nucleotide messenger RNA. RefSeq lists its product as uncharacterized. Gene Ontology annotation, molecular function: RNA binding; protein binding. The transcript is spliced from 2 exons. Gene Ontology annotation, cellular component: nucleolus; small-subunit processome. NCBI's taxonomy places the organism in Eukaryota, Fungi, Ascomycota, Pichiomycetes, Serinales, Metschnikowiaceae. Gene Ontology annotation, biological process: rRNA processing. The record is from RefSeq and is a predicted model, not a curated record. Bases 1 to 4974 code for a protein of 1657 amino acids.
AUGGAUGAACCAACACAUAAAAAGUCUACCUUGAGUAGUUCUGAAGUUGCGUUCCCUAGAGGUGGGGCCUCGGUCUUAACUCCUUUAGAAAUGAAGACCAUUUCUAACAAGGCCACAGAGGACGUUCUUUUUGAGCAGGCCAAAGGCUCAAAGAGAUCUGCCUCUGAUGCCAUAGAAGCCCCCAAGAAGAAAAAGAAGAGCAAAAAGAAGAAGUCUCAGGAUGAUGAAAAAGACUCAGAUGAAAAAGAAACUGAAAUCGAACACUUUUCCCAUAAAAACUUGAUCCCAGGUGCUUCCAUCUUGGGUCAAAUUGUCAGAGUCGACAAGAUGGACCUUACAGUCGCUAUCGGUGACAACUUAUUCGGCCAGGUCCCAAUCACACAGAUUAGUUCUGAGAUCACUGAGAUGAUUGAAAAGUAUGAAAAUGCUAUGGAAGAUUCCAGUGACGAUGAGAGUGACGAUGAGAACCAGACCCAAGGUGUCAGUCUUAAGAACGAGUUACCUAAAUUGAAGAACAUCUUUUCCAUUGGUCAGUGGGUACGUGCAGUUGUCAUUCCAAAUGAAGAAAACGCUAAACGUAUUUCGCUUUCUAUUGACCCGGCUACUGUGAACGCUUCUGUCGAGGAGGACGAUUUGACUCCAGGUAAUUUCCUCCAAGCAUCUGUCAAGUCCGUUGAAGAUCACGGUGUUGUCCUUACUACUGGUGUUGAAAACUUUGGUGGGUUCAUUUCAAAGAAAGAAUUGAAGAAAGCAGAGAUAGGGUUAUCUUCCUUGAAGCCUGGUCAGGUUGUCCUUGCAUCGAUUGUCAGUUUGUCAUCCAGAACGAUAACAAUGAGACCUGGUUCCAACGAGCAGGUCAAUAAAAAGACUGUGGUUUCAGUCAUCAGUUCUAUUGACGCUGUCCACCCUGGUACUGUUGUUAACGCUAUCAUCACUGAAAUUAACGAUGCUGGUGUCGGUGCCAGACUUUUUGGUAUGGUCGAUGCUUCCUUCUCCUUGCCACACACAGAAGAAUACACUGUCGAGAAGCUAAAAAACCACUUCGCUAUCGGUGGUACUGUUCGUGCCAGAGUGAUUGGUACUGUUUUCUCUGAAGGCGCAAAGAAGUUUGUCUUGUCCAAAUCUAGCCGAGUUUUGAGUUUACAGCCUACUCUUAACAAGGAGCCAUUGGAGGCUUUCCCCAUUGGAUUCAUUUUUGACGAAGGUAUUGAGGUUGCUGGUGCAGACAAAGAUUACAUUUAUGUCAAUGCUGGUAGCUUCAUUGGUCAAGUACACAAAUCUAACGUUGACCCCGAUUUAGAUAUCAAACAGCAUUACAACGUUGGCUCCAAACAUAAAGCUCGUGUGCUUGGGUUUAAUGAGAUUGACAACAUUUUGAUCUUGACUUUCAAGCCAAAGGCCAUCGAAUCUCAAUUUGUUUCGACCGAUGAUAUCCCUGUCGGUGAGUUUGUCUCUGCAGCUGAGGUCACGAACAUUCUCCCUGAUGCCAAGGGUAUAGUGGUCAAGGUGUUUGGCGACUUUGAAGCAUUCGUUCCCCCUACCCAUAUCUCAGACGCCAAGCUAAUGUUCCCUGAGAGAAAGUUCAGAAAUGGUGGUAAGGUCAAGGCAAGAAUUUUAGCCACCGCUGGUAAGAAGCUUUAUGCCACUCUUAGAAAGAGUCUUGUGAACAUGGAGGAGGAUACAAUUGUCAAGAACCUUGAUGAUCUCCUGGUAGGCUUCAAGACCACAGGUGUCGUGGAGAAGUUCAUUGGCUCGGGUGUAUUGAUAUCUUUCUUUGGAAACUUAAAGGCUUAUUUACCAAAGAAUGAGAUUUCCGAAACCUUCGUUGAGAAUGCUAAGGAUUACCUUAAAGAAGGCCAGGCAGUUAAUGUUAGAAUCCUUAACUUCAAUAAGGAAGAUGGCAAAAUUACCGUCACGUUACGUCAAUCGACCGAAUUAACCAACAACCAGAUGAGACAUCUUGAAGACGUCGAAGUUGGCAGAACUAUUGCUACCGCCUUUGUGGUUGAAAAGACCAAGGAAGCUGUGAUCAUUGAGUUGGAAGGCUCUAACUUGAGGGGUGUCAUUGUCACUGAACAUUUGUCUGAUGGCAACUAUGAAGAGAACAGGAAAGUUUACAAAGCUCUUGAUGUGGGUCAGAAAACCGAGGUUUUGAUUCUCGAAAAGGAUUUCAGAGCCAGAACCGUCAUCGCCACUUCAAAGCAGUCAUUGCUCAAUGCCGCCAAAGUUGGCCUCUUCCCUGCAAGUUAUGAGGAUAUUCAUACUGGAACUGUCAUCCCCGGUUUUGUCAAGUCGGUCACUAACAUGGGUAUUUUUGUUAGUUUUGGUGGCCGUCUCACAGGUUUGGUCUUGGCCAAGAAUGCAUCAAGUGAUCCAACAGUUGACCUUUCCGCUAAGUUCCAUAAGAACCAAUCAGUUGCAUGUAACGUCAUCAGGACAGACGAUGUCAACAAGAGAUUUUACCUUUCAUUCAGUGGUAAAACCGCAUCUGAUUAUUCUGUUGGUUCCAUGACUAAGGGUAAGGUUGCUUCAGUUGAACCAGGCUAUGUUAAUGUCCAACUCGCAGACAACUUAUAUGGUCGUCUUGAGGCUUCUCAAGUUUUCAACAAAUGGAAGUCCAUCAAGGACAAGAAGGCUCCUCUUCUGUCAUACAAGGAGGGUCAAAACAUUAAGGCCAAGAUCAUUGGUUACUACGACCAAGCAGCAAAGAGAUACUCUCCUCUGUCUACUUUCACAACCUCUACGGUUGUUGAAUUGUCUAUUUUACCAGAAACCCUUGCUGAAGGCGGGCUUUACAAACCACCAACCUUUGACGACCUCAAGGUUAAUAGCGAACAUACUGUGUUUGUUGAAUCUUACGAGCAUGGCGUUGCUAACGUUUCUAUGGCUCCGGGUGCCCAAGGACAGAUACCGCUUUACUGCCUUUCUAACGAUACCCUGCUUUAUGAAGAUUUCGAGUCUUCUUUCCCAGUUGGAUGUGCCAUUAGAGCUAAAAUUUCUGGCUUAGAUUACGAGCACCAUAGAAUCGAGUUUUCCGCCAGAGAGAAGGCUCCACAAUCGAUCGAAGAUCUCAAGGAAGGUGAACGCUACCCAGCUAAAGUUUUCAAAAUUGGUCCAAAUUUCGUUUUAGUGGAGUUGGCCAAGGGCGUUGUCGGAUACGCAUACGUCACGGAUGCUUUGAAUGACUACGACGACAAGCUUGAGGAGAUCUACAAGGUAAACUCUGCAGCCCUUGCAAAGGUUGAACAAGUGGAUGUCAAGGAAGGCAAGGUCUAUGUUAGCUUGAGAAACGAAGCGAUUGCUAAGGAUAAGCCUGUGAAUUCCAUUGAUGAGAUCAAGAGAGGUGACGUUGCCAAAGGUUUCAUCAACUCCAUUGGCCGUAACGGUCUCUAUGUUUCUCUUGGCAGAACCAUAUUUGCAUUGGUCAGAGUUACUGACAUUUCUGACGCCUACUUGGCUGAUUGGAAGAAGUUCUUCAAGCCUCAUCAGUGUGUUUCGGGUAAGAUCUCGCAGUGCAAGACCGAGGGCCGUAUUCUCAUGACUUUGAAGGAGAGUGAAGUGAAUGGUGACUUAUCUACUUUCAAGACAUUCGAAGAGUUAGAAGUUGGUGAGAACUACGACGGUUCUGUCAGAAAGGUGGCAGACUUUGGUGUUUUCAUCAAGUUGGAUGGAACUUCUAAUAUUAGUGGUCUCUGUCACCGUUCGGAAAUUGCCGAUACACCAGUUGAAAACGUUGUUGCCCUUUUUGGUGAGGGUGACCGUGUCAAGGUGAAGAUCCUCAAGAUUGAUAAUGACAAGAAGCAGCUUUCCCUUGGUAUGAAAGCUUCAUACUUUACUACUGAGGCAGACGACGAAAGCAUGUCUGCUGCUGAAGAUGAAGAAGAUGAGGUCAUGGGUGACGCUUUUAAUGAGGAUGACGAUGAAGACGAAGACGAAGACUCUUCUGAAUCAGACAAUGAAGAGACAGAGGCUGCUGCUCCUGCUGGUCUUUCUGGAUUAUCUUCCAAUGGUUUCGACUGGACAGCCUCUAUCUUGGACCAGGCUGAAGAUGAUGAAAGCUCUUCAGAUGACGAAGAAGACUUCACUGAGACCCACAAGAGAAGAAAGAAGAAGGGCAAGAACCAGGUAAAGGACAGAACUGCUGAGAUGAAUGCCACUGCUCCUGAAUCCGUUUCUGACUUUGAGAGAAUGCUUGUUGGUAACCCAGAUUCCUCCGUUCUUUGGAUGAACUACAUGUCCUUCCAGUUGCAACUUGGUGAAAUCGAAAAGUCUCGUGAAAUCGCUGAGCGUGCUCUCAAGACAAUCAAUUACCGUGAGGAGCAGGAGAAGAUGAACAUCUGGAUUGCUAUUCUUAACUUGGAGAACAGUUUCGGUAGCGACGAGUCGCUUGACGAAGCCUUCAAGCGCGCUACCCAGUACAUAGAUUCCUUGACUAUGCAUCAAAAACUUAUCGGUAUUUAUGUGUUGUCAGAGAAGUUUGAUAAGGCGGACGACCUUCACAAGGCCAUUGUCAAGAAGUUCAGCAAAGACCCUAGUGUCUGGGUUCAAUAUGGCUCCUUCCUCAUGGACAGAGAGGAGAGCGAGCGUGCCCACGAGACUUUGGCUCGUGCUUUGCAAGCAUUGCCUAAGAAGGACCACAUUGAGGUUGUUAGAAAGUUUGCCCAACUUGAAUUCGCUAAGGGUGAUGCAGAGCAAGGUAGAUCCUUAUUUGAAGGUUUGGUGACAGAUGCUCCAAAGAGAAUCGAUUUGUGGAAUGUCUACAUUGAUCAGGAGAUCAAGAAUGACAAUAAGGACCAUGCAGAGGAUUUGUUCCGGAGAGUAACCCAGGUCAAGCUUUCUAGAAAACAGGCCAAGUUCUUCUUUGCCAAAUGGCUCAAGUAUGAAGAAGAGAAGGGCAACGAACAGUCGGUUGCCCUCGUCAAGGCCCUUGCUGUGGAGUACGUUCAAGCCCACUCCAAGGACGACGAGGAGUAA